AAAAGUUACGACGUUAAAAAUGUUCAAACUGGCCACUAAACACUUGAUGCCGUUUACGAACUUCGAGAAUACUUCAGAAACAUCACACGUCAUUAUGCUGGAUGACGUAAUGGCUUUUCUCGCAAUUUCAAAACGAGGUGAAAUGAUUCCGCACGAAUCCGCCAUCUUGGACGGAUGUCAGCGAGACCCUGGGCUCCUUUGCUGUGGACCACCGAGACACAGAAAGAGUGUGGGAGUGAGGGAGGGGGAAGUAGGAGGAGGAGGAGGAGGGUAUCUUCUCGCAGCCACGGCGUUUGACUGGAGGGUGGAGACUGGGAGCGGCGGCGAGGAAGGGAAGCAGGGAGGAUCUCAACCGGAGCAGGGAAGGAGGGAGAGGACGGUGUGGAUGGUAGCCGGACUCGCUUGUGUGUCCAUCCUGAAAGCGGGAGUUCCGGAUUCAUCUUUGUUGGGAAAAAGACUCCGACUAAACAUCAGGAAAGCCUCAAAGUUCUUGACUCAAAGCGCUGACUCUAGCUGCAGACCCCGAGGUGGAGCGCGGCGGCCGGCGUGAGCAGACCAGAUCCGACAGAGGGCGCCUAUGGCGAGCAAUAACACGGCCAGCAUCGCACAAGCCAGGAAACUGGUGGAGCAGCUCAAGAUGGAGGCCAACAUCGACAGGAUAAAGGUGUCGAAAGCGGCCGCCGACUUGAUGUCCUACUGCGAAGCUCACGCCAAAGAGGACCCGCUGCUCUCACCCGUGCCGGCCUCGGAGAACCCGUUCAGGGAGAAGAAGUUCUUCUGCGCUAUCUUGUAAAGGCGGGACUUUGAACGCGGACGACGUUCAAGCGAAAAAUACGAGAGGAAGAAAGAAAAAAAUGUAGACAUCUUCUAGUCGUGUCAUACGAAGAUGAGAACCGUGGUAAAACAUUGAAGGUCGCGGUGGCGUCUUUUUUUGCGAGGGGGGUGGGGUGGGGGGUAGCAUGUUGACGGGGAGGGUGACCAUGAUGAAGAUGCUAAAAGGGGGAUGAUGAUGAUGAUGGACGACUCUACAGGCUGUGAUGUGUACAAAACUAGUUCCAAUGAAAAGUCAUAUUUUGUGCUUUUGUUGAGCUCUUUGGACGUGUGUGUGUGUGUGUGUGUGUGUGUGUGUGUGUGUGUGUGUGUGUGUGUGUGUGUGUGUGUGCGUGCGCGCGCGCGCGUGUGUGGUCGACUGCUGACGAGUGGUGGGCAAAACCGUUGGGCAAAACCGUUCAUUUCAGUGAACCGGAUCAUUACAGUUAAUUCAGUAAAAAGAUCCGUUCAUUUCGGUCAAUUGGUCGUUAGCCUGUGAUCCCCCCUCCCACCCCCCGUGCAUACACCCGAUCAGUCGUGUCGAGUCAGUCCGUUCACUCAUGUUCACGUUCGCUCCGACUCAACAGUGCAACAACACGUGACGACAAGUGGUGUGUCAGUCAUGAACGAACUGGUCAAAAGAACUAGUUCUUUCUUUGUGAACGAAAUGAACGCGGUCACAGACAGUGUCGGUCAAUCUCUCGAUCUCGGUCUUUCAGUCAGCUAACCCCACCCACAGAGCGAGGCGCGACGAUUCAUUCCAUCCACAAAAAAGAACUAGUUCUUUUGACCCGUUCGUUCAUGACCGACACACCACAACUGCUGACUAAACUAGACCCCACUUUGAUGGCUGAAAUGCUGGUUUCUUUGUUUUGCCGCUUUCUUAUCGUCUUACCGUACCCUCACUUCCUAUCUUUGUAUAACGCUAAUAUGUGCUUGAAGAUUUUUUGUCUCCUACCCGCAAAGUUUUGGUUUCCAGGGGAACGUUUGGAAGACUCUUCACAUGUAACUGGGUGCGUGUGUGUGUGUGUGUGUGUGUGUGUGUGUGUGUGUGUGUGAGAGAGAGAGAGAGAGAGAGAGAGAGAGAGAGUAUGAACAUCUGUCUGACCAACGUCAUCACGUCCGACUCCUUCUGCCACACAAACAUUCUUUCUACUCUUUGUACAAAACAAUACGCAAAAUAAACUGUGAUGUGCUGUAAAGUAUUGGCCUUUACUUCUUGAAAAUAUCUUUAGUCUUUAGCUGUGUCCUUUUUUGUCCGGAUUUGGGGCGCCCCCUGGUGGACCGGGUGGCGAACGGGCAGCACCAACACAGGACAGUUAAACGAUAAUGUGGUUUGGUCGACAACAGCAACAAUAGUAUCUAAAUAAAUUAGCAU
Doryrhamphus excisus (bluestripe pipefish) is the source of this 2188-nucleotide messenger RNA. Lineage: Eukaryota; Metazoa; Chordata; Actinopteri; Syngnathiformes; Syngnathidae. The record is from RefSeq and is a predicted model, not a curated record.